GAGGGGAGGACUGUCAUCUGGGAGGUUUCUCCAACACUUGGGAUCUCAGAAACCUGUUUGAAAAGCUAUGCUCCUGCUUGCCAACCAGAUGACCUCAGUUAAGCUGCUUUCCUUCUCUGUGCCUUGAUCUCCUCAGCUGUAAAAUGGGGAUAAAAACUGACCUCCCAGGACUGUUAGUUGUAACUGGAAAAAUGCCAGUAAAAUAUUUGGCAUAGCCACUGACAUAGCUAGUCCACAAGAAGUGGUAGCUCUUGUGUAGACCUAGCACAAGUAGGGUAGAACUACAGGAAGGCAGAUUUCAAACCCCAUCUUAACAAGGUCCACAGUGAUUAAGAGUUUAGGCUUUGGAGACUAUGUCUGGUCUAGGCCCUGCUGCUCACUAGCUGUGUCACGUUGAGCGGCCUAAGCUCUGAAUCUCAACUUCCUCAUUUGCCAAGAAGGGACCAUAAUAAUGAUUAACUCAUGGGGGUGUUGUGAUGAUUAAACAAUUUAGUUCACGGAUGGUGCUUAGAACAGUGUCUAGCACAGAGGAGGCACUCAAACAUUAUUAGAAGUAAACUCCUAGGACUCAGGGUGAUCAGAGGCUGAAUGUCCUGGAGAGUUGAGAAAGAAUUCCUUCUCUGAGAGGACCUAGACAAUGUGACCCACUCUGUUCCCGCCUUUCCAGUUCUUAGACUCAAUGAAAGAGUUGUACAAGUUAUUGGGCUUUUUCAUCAACUUUAAAGGACCCGUUUUCUACACGAUAGAGCAGAGGCUCUGCGGGGCUGGAACUGCACAGUCAAGCACUCGGGUGCGCUGGUGCUGGGAUUCUCUGUGAAGAAUGGCUUACUCUGUCGUCAAGUAGAUUCUCCACCACCCCCAGAUUUACUUUGUAAUUCAGAGGUGAAGGAAGAGAACACUGAAUUGUAAUGUUUGCCACCCAGAAACUUCCUCCUGGCUUCUGACCUCUGUACUGUGGGGGAUGGAAGGAGACCCACCACCUGUAGUCUGCAGCAGAAAGCUUCAGAAGCACGAGUUCUCUGUAGAAAUGACUUGUGAAGGCUGCUCUAAUGCAGUCGCUCGGGUCCUCGAGAAGCUAGGAGGAGUUCAGUCUGAGAUCGACCUGCCCAACAAAAAGGUUUACAUCGAUUCUGAGCACAGCGUGGACACUCUGUUGGAGACCCUGAGGAAAACAGGGAAGACGGUAACUUACAUCGGUCUGAGUGAUAGACCAAAGGAGGCAGGGCCCUGAUCCUCUCCUGCCUUCCAGACAGAUCUGGAACCCGGCAAUGCUGCUCAACGUUGGGUGUUCCUACGGAGACCCUCACUUCCCUGCUCCUCCGUAGCUUCCCUGCAAUAAAAUCGAACUGCUUUUGUUGAUGUU
Molecule: messenger RNA, 1363 nt
Organism: Miniopterus natalensis
Lineage: Eukaryota; Metazoa; Chordata; Mammalia; Chiroptera; Miniopteridae
Gene: ATOX1
Product: antioxidant 1 copper chaperone
Biological process (GO): copper ion transport
Cellular component (GO): cytosol
Molecular function (GO): copper chaperone activity; metal ion binding
Source: RefSeq, a predicted model, not a curated record